Molecule: messenger RNA, 3166 nt
Organism: Eptesicus fuscus (big brown bat)
Lineage: Eukaryota; Metazoa; Chordata; Mammalia; Chiroptera; Vespertilionidae
Product: protein piccolo-like
Exons: 2
Coding region: 102-3143 (1013 amino acids)
Source: RefSeq, a predicted model, not a curated record
GUGUGGCUCGGAGCGGGCCUCCCAAGGUGCCCUGAGACUCUCCUCCACCGGCCCGUGUCCCGGCCCCGGCGUGGAAGCCCAAGUGCAUCUCGUCCUGGAGAAUGAGACCCUGCCCUGGGGAGACUGGCUCAGCUGCAGCCCCAGGUCCUCUUCCGGCUCCAGUCCAAGGUCAAGGUCAGGGCAAGUGCUGGUGUCCGGCUCAGGCAACUCCAACUCCAACUCGGGCCAAUACUCCAGCUCCGCAUACAACCUUCCCGCCGGCAGCCGUCGCACGUAACACCUGCAACCCCGACGACCUGCUGGGUAGCAUCGCCAAGGACUUGCCCCGGGACCUGCUCAGGGAGAGUGGCCACCCGUGGUCAGGCCUCUUGGAGUCUUCCAAAGUGGUCACGUUCUGCCAGGACAAAGUGAUCUUCGGUUCUCAGCGGCUCCCCACCCCGGGACACCCUCCCACAGAGUCCCCAGACCACGCCCCGGAGCUCGAAGCUGCCAGGAGGCCGUUACCUAAGCAGCCGGAGACCCCAGCAGAGAAGCCGCUGUUCUACACCUUCAAUCUAGACAGCCCCACAGCAUCCCCAGGAAGGCCGGGCCCCCCCACGCCCCAGAGGAGCCGCCAGGAGGUCCGCUCUCAGCCGGAGGGGCAGCCCCUCCGUGCCCGCAACAGCACCUGCUCCAGGGCUCCGCUCUCCACCUGCCCAGCCACCUGCCUCAGGCAGCGCCCGGCCCCGCCUCCCCGGGAAGCCACGCAGAGGCCCGCCUCCGGCGCGCCCCCCUGCCAGCUCCAGGACCCUACGGAAGGCCACGUGCUGGUGUUUGACAUGGACACGGGCAACACCAGGCUGGGACUGCUGUGCCAGGACCCCCUGGGCUCCCGGGCAGUACUGGUGGGCCUCGUGCCCCACCAUCCGUCCGUUCAUGCCCCUGACAAUAUGCCGUCCACCUGGCCACUGGCCGUGCCCGUCGCCUCCCCUAACAGCAACCGCUCCAGCUUCUGGCCCGUCUCGUCGGUGCUGUCCAGCCCCGUGCCCUCCAGCCUCUCAUCCGGCAGCUACCGCGAGGUGGCCCUGGCCCCCAAGGAAGCCCAGCUCAAACUGGAGUCCCGGGAUGGCCCUGGUCCCGAGACACCCAUCAGGGUGGGCCUGCUCCCUGGGCCCAUUCCAGUGGGAGUGCCCCUCCAGGUUGGAGAGAGGACACCGAGCCGUGUCCAGGAUCCCGGCUGGUCCAAACCUGCGGCUGAGAAAAGCGAACCCACUCGCACCAUCUGGAUCCUGGAUGCGUCCAGGAUGCAGGAUGCCUCUGUGGUCACCUCAGAGCCGGCCCCAGAGCCCGCCCGCCCAGCCCCAGCCCAGGAGGCAGCCAGGGCCAUGCUCCAGGCGGACACAGGCAGCCACACCCGGCAGGAGGCCAGCACUGCUCACCCUAACGACCUUCGGGCCGAAGGUACUCGGCAGGGCCCCCUCAGCGGUUGGCCCCCGCUCGGUGAGCAGCAUCCCGUCUCUGGACAGCGCCCUGCAGCGGGUCAGCCUCCCUCUGCGGAGCAGCCCCCUCUCACUGGGGCCCCUCUUGCCAGGCAACGUUCUGUCACUGGGCAGCCUUCCUUUUGCCAAGAGCCCACCGUCUCCAAAGAGCUCAUCCUCUCAAGAGGCGCCGCCUCCACCAGGGAGGCUGGCCAGGCCCCCACGCUGUGCCAGGAAGGGGAGGCCUUGGGUCCGCCCGCCCAUGUCGGGGUACUCCGGGUGCCCCUGGCCCAGGAGAAGACCUGCGUCUACGUGAGCAGGGAAACGAUGGGCCUCAGUGUCCCUCCCAGCUCCAACUCCCACUGGCUGUCUCCCUGGCAGCCCGCCAGCUCUCACGGGGCCCCGGGGCAGCAGCUCUCCCUCGUCACAGUCGCCACACCUGGCACCAGCUACAAGGUCUUGCCCAUGGCCAUGGUGGGCACGGCGCCCCGGGGCCCCCGGCUCAGGCUGACGGCCGAGGACAUGACCGACUCGCCAGUGGUCACGAGCCUGGGCCUGCUCAGCGGGGCCUACUAUGCUCUGCCGGGACAGCCCCCCGGGCUCUGCGGCCACGCGCCGGGCCACUUCCAGAGCUCGGCCGCCGUGGUGAUUGACACGGGCUCAGGCUUCACCAAGUGCGGCCUGGCCGGGGAGGACCACGUCCUCAGCGUGGUGCCCUCACGCGUGCAGCUGCUGCAGCCGCCCGCCCAGGACCAGCCCAGGUACGCGAUGCUGGGCACCGGCGGCGGCUCGUCCACGGUGCUGAACCGGGGCGUGGUCUCCGACUGGGACGCGCUGGAGGUGCUGUGGCAGCACCUGUUCUACUGCAAGCUGGGCAUGCGGCCCGAGGAGCUGGCCGUGCUGGUGGCCGACUCGCCCAUCUCGCCGCGCACCAACCGCGAGAAGGUGGCCGAAAUCCUCUUCGAGUGCUUCCACGUGCCGGCCAUGCAGACCGUGCAGCAGGCCCUGCUGGCGCUCUACGCCUACGGGCGCACCACCGGGCUGGUGCUGGGCAGCGGCCACGGCACCUCCUACGUGGCGCCCGUCCUCACCGGGGACCUGGCCCCACUGGACACCUACAGGCUGGAUGUGGCCGGGGCCGACCUCACCGAGUACCUGGCGGAGCUGCUGCUGGCCGGCGGCCACUCGCCGCCCAAGGCGGGGCUGGUCAACCACAUCAAAGAGACCUGCUGCUACGUGGCUCUGGAUGUGAAAGCCGAGGCGGCCCGCACGCAGGCCCAGUCCCCGGUGGACUUCGUGCUUCCGGACAAGCAGGUCAUCACGCUGGGCUCUGAGCGCUUCCGCUGCCCCGAGGCCCUCUUCCAGCCCCACCUGCUGGGCCUCAACCAGCUGGGCCUCCCGCAGCUCGCCCUCCUCAGCAUCAGCCGGCUGGAGGCCCGGCAGCAGGAGCAGCUGCUGGCCAACGUGGUGCUGGACGGGGGCAGCACGCUGGUGAGCGGCUUCCCCGAGCGCCUGCGACAGGAGCUGGGCCCUCGUGCCACCGUGCUGGGCUCUCCCCACCGCGCCGUGGCCGCCUGGCUUGGAGGCUCCAUCAUGGCCUCCCGGGACUCCUUCCAGAGCCUGUGGCUCAGCCGCCGGGAGUACGAGGAGGAGGGCCCGUGGGCCAUCUACAAGUACCAUCUCUGAGCACAUAAAGUUCCGGUGCCGUU